AUGAUACAUGCACAUAUCACAGAUUUUACUCAUUCAUCUUCCAAAAUGGCAAUUCCUCAUGUCCCUCUUGGAACUCAAGGCUUUCAGGUUUCAAAACUGGGAUUUGGUUGUAUGGGACUCAGUGGAGCAUACAAUGAUCCUCUUGCUGAACAAGAUGGAAUUUCCGUUAUUCACUAUGCUUUCACUCAAGGUAUCACUUUUUUUGACACUGCUGAUGUUUAUGGAGUCAAUGGUUCCAAUGAAAUUUUGGUUGGAAAGGCUUUAAAGCAAUUACCUAGAGAAAAGAUUCAGCUAGCUACAAAAUUUGGUAUAUCUAGAGGAGAUGCUCCUGGUUUCACCGGUGUCAGCAUCAAGGGUUCACCGGAGUACGUGCGCUCGUGCUGUGAAGCUAGCUUGAAACGUCUUGGUGUUGAAUAUAUUGAUCUUUAUUAUCAGCAUAGAGUCGAUACAUCUGUGCCUAUUGAGGACACAGUUGGUGAACUUAAGAAACUGGUGGAAGAGGGAAAAGUGAAGUACAUUGGGCUAUCUGAAGCCAGCCCAGAUACAAUAAGGAGAGCACACGCUGUUCAUCCCAUCACAGCUGUUCAAAUAGAGUGGUCUCUCUGGACUCGCGACAUUGAGGAUGAGAUAGUUCCUCUAUGCAGAGAGCUUGGUAUUGGAAUUGUACCAUAUAGUCCUCUUGGUCGUGGUUUUUUCGGUGGCAAAGGAAUUCUGGAAAAUGUGCCUGCAGUUAGCAACCUGACUUCUCAUCCCCGUUUCCAAGCUGAGAACUUGGACAAGAACAAAAACAUAUACGAUAAGAUUGAAAGUCUUGGGAAGAAGCAUGGAUGCACUCCUGCUCAGUUAGCAUUAACAUGGGUACUCCAACAAGGCCAUGAUGUUGUGCCUAUUCCUGGAACAACUAAGAUAAAGAAUCUGGAUCAAAACGUUGGUGCAUUAUCCGUGAAACUAUCAGAAGAGGAGCUGAGAGAAGUUUCUGCAGCGGUUCCUGUGGAUGAUGUAGCAGGCAGUAGAUACUACAAUGGAUUAGAUCACUUUUCUUGGAAGUUUGCUAACACACCUCCAAAAGUUUAA
This is a messenger RNA of Vicia faba (fava bean), 1074 nucleotides long. The record is from the annotation of a GenBank genome assembly. Lineage: Eukaryota; Viridiplantae; Streptophyta; Magnoliopsida; Fabales; Fabaceae.